Messenger RNA from Tarenaya hassleriana, 351 nucleotides. RefSeq lists its product as uncharacterized. The transcript has 2 exons. Lineage: Eukaryota; Viridiplantae; Streptophyta; Magnoliopsida; Brassicales; Cleomaceae. The annotation marks the transcript as partial. The record is from RefSeq and is a predicted model, not a curated record.
AAUCAGAAGACCGCCAAGGAGGUUGUUAGAAUCGAACAACUCAUCAGCUCCGCUCUCAGAGAUGCCCAUGUCGCCAGAGACAAAGGUUCUUACACCGUCUCUCAUGAUGCCAUUCGUGCGAUCAAUGCCACCUCUUACGUUGGAGCUCUCACAUUGAUCAAAUCUCUACCCCUCGAUUCAUGUCGUAUCUCCGAUUUCGACUCCUUUCCCCCUCUGCUGUUUCUUUCCAAGAACGACAACCCUAAGAUUCGUUCUGAGGCGAAAUCUGUGUUCACCCGUCUGAGAAACAUCAUGUCUGGUAUUCAUAGAGAUCAUGUUUCUUCUUCUUCGUUAGAAGAACAGAUUAGCUGA